Messenger RNA from Manduca sexta (tobacco hornworm), 4314 nucleotides. RefSeq names its product putative leucine-rich repeat-containing protein DDB_G0290503. The record is from RefSeq and is a predicted model, not a curated record. The coding region runs from base 239 to 2971 and encodes 910 amino acids. Lineage: Eukaryota; Metazoa; Arthropoda; Insecta; Lepidoptera; Sphingidae. The transcript is spliced from 7 exons.
AAAAUGUCUAUGGUACCUAUAGAUUGUAGCCUGUCUGAUUGAUAGGUGAUAUCUGUCAAUUUUUCAAUCUUCCAUUCAUAUUUAAUCGUUCUUUCAGUCCAAGAAAAUUGUGAUGAGUAUUUUUGAUUUUAGGAUUUUUAUAAACUAAUUAUUAUUGUAUGAAUACAGUAUAAUGAAUAAGCUAAUAUAAAGACAAAUCGGACUUUCUAUUUCAUUGUGAGCGAUUAUCGUUGUCAAGAUGGCCCGGAUGACCCGCGUAGACGAUCCGCGGAAUGUUGAUUCAGAGAUGGAAGAAGGAGAAAUAGUGGACGAUUUAGAUUACCUUUCAGAUAUAUCUUCGGAAGAAGAGUUUUUGCUACGUCAAAGGUUACAAGUGCUAGAGAAUUAUAACAAUGUCCUUGAGCGAAAAAAGGCGAAACGGUCACUGGAACCAGGUACCAAGCAAAAGAAAGCAAAUGCAUUCCUGCCAGAUCUGUCGGAAAUUUCUGCAACAGAAUUGGAAGAAAAUUACAAUUUAUCCUAUAGUGUUACUAAAUCUUACAAACAUGUCAAAACACAUCAUAAGCAAAGGCGGAAAAAAGAUCAUGUUGCAAGAGCUCUUGCAAAAGGACAUAACAUAAUCAAAGAUGGGAAAAAGAAAACUCAUAGGAACAGAAAGAAGAUUGCAGAUUCAUCUGAUUCCAGUGAUGAGACUGGUAGUGAGUACAGGAAUAAAAGAAGAAAACUGGCAAAUGCAGUUAUUGUGAAUAAAGAGAAAGUCGAUAAAACAUCUUUAAGUGCUAGAUUAAAAACCAUGCUUGGUUCAACACAAGACUCUAUACAUGAAAAAAGUGCCAUUACACAGAAAAAAGAGGCUGAAACAGAAAAUAAUGUUAUUCAAGAAAACAAUAAUGUUAUUGAUUCAAUUUUGUCUCCAGUUUCAUCUAAAAAUGAUGAAGAGUUCUUAGUUCCUGCAGAAGUUAAAGAUAAAUUAUGUGAUAAAAAUAUUGAAAGCAUAUCCAACAACUGCGAAUUAAUAGACCUAUGUAGUGAUGACGAUAAGAUAGCUCAUAAUAAAGAUUGUUUUAAUUCUAUAGUUUGUUCAAAUAAUCAAGGAAUUGAUGAAAAGCUGGAAGAUGAAAAUAUAAAUGCAAGUAAUACAGUUACUAAAAAAACUCUCGGAAAACGAAAUAGUACUUCAGAAAAAGAUUCUGAUGAUGACUUGGAACUACUCAGACAAAAUGCUCUACAAACUAAACCUUUAAAAGCUAAAACAGCGAUUGAAACUGAAAAUAAAACAUUAUCAGAAGAUGAAGACAGUGAUACAGCAGAGCUGAGGUUAAUUUGUUUAAAGUCAGCACUGCUUAAGAAAGCUAUUGAAAUGAAACAAAAAAAAAGAUUGCAGAAAAAGCUUUCACAGUCCAAUCUACAGGAUGAUUUUUUAAAUGAACAACAUAUGUUUCCAAGUAAAAUUAAUUCUGAUAAUAAUACUGAUAUUGAAUCCGUUGAUAUGGAUAUUGGUUCAGACGGAGAUGACAAGAAUAAAGAGACUGAAAAAAAUGGUAUUAAAAAUAGUGAUAUUGAACAAAAUUCUAAUCAGGAAAACAACGAAAACAACAUUAAAGAUAAUCCAAAAAUUAACUUACCCAAAGAAGACGAUUUUGAUGAGGACGAAGACUUAUUACGAGCGAAAUUACUUACAUCACUUAGUAAAAAUCUACCUAAUCUUGUCAAUUCCUCUAUACUAGAUGCUAUUCCAAAUUUCACUCCAGAAAAAACUGCACCAAUAAUUAAUCGUGUUAUAAAAAAAGUACCUGAAGAAAAAAGGUUUAUAAUUAAGCUUGGUGAAUCAGAUUCGGAAGGUGAACAUGAGGCUACAAAAAAUUUAACCAAAAUGCACAUGAAAUUAUCAGAAAAUUUAGAUUUCCAACAAAAAUUAGAUAGCUUUCUUAAAACAACUCGUAUGCAAGUGGAGAAAUCUAGUCUCCCAGAUGUUAUACAAGAAAACACAGCCCCAAAGAAAACUGAAAAAUAUGUUGCUAAGGCUGUAAAGCAUCUACCAAAGCCUGAACAGAUUGAAUAUAAAAAUUUGGUGAGGAGAAUGGCCGAGUUGGAAAAGAUAAAGCAAACUCGACAGGUUAUUAUUCACAUACACAAAUCAGUCCCUCCUAAAGACACACUGAAGCCAAGGAAUAUUUCGUUGGAGUCACAAAAAACAGUACCUGCUGAUGUAUUAGAAGAACAGAUUGCUAUGUCAAGGAAAAAAAUCGCAGAAGAGUCGGCUAAAAUGUUAAAAUUAAAGGAAGAAGCGACUAAGUUAUCACAAAAAUACAAAAUUGUUGCCACAGAGCUGCGUAACAUCGCAACUGCCAUUACAUUAAAUAAAAAACAGCAGAAAUUUGUCCAAAAUGGUUUGAACAAAAUAAGAUUGCAGCAUCAGACACUACUUAGAAGUAACACAAUAACAAAACAUUCCCAAGGAAAUAUUCAUUUCACAUCUUUGAAUAAAAUUAAUAAAAAAAUAGUUCCUCCUAUGAAAUUGCAAAAAGAAAAUGAUCCUCACAAAGAAGAUCAUAAGAAUCAACAUGCGACUCGACUAGUAAAAAUAGCUACAGCUGAAGUUAAAGAUGACAUCCAUGUUCCAAGUCCUAGAAUAUCCAUCCAAGUUGAUGUGGCUAGUAAUAAAAAAAUUGUGAAGUUGCCAAAAAGUCCAGAUAAGGAAAGACAUAUUGAUUUAAAAAGAAGUCACGUAGAAACAGAACCAGUUAUAGUUGAACACAUACACACACAGAAUGAUAUAAGGAACGAAGUCAGUCAUCCAGUAGUGGAGAAAGGUGGAGGAUACCCAAAUUUUCCAUUAUGCGAUCAUUCUACCAAAAGGCGGAAAAGUCUCGACGACUAUAAAUCUCCACUUCAAUCUUUAGAGUCAUCGAGGUGCAUCCAUAGAAAAACAUGCCAUUGUGCAUGUUACAAUUACCAUAAGUAUAUAUGAGAUAUGGCUGGCCGUAUGCGUACCCAUCGCCGUGCAGCACUGCGAUGUAAGUAUGCAUUGAAACGGUCCACGUACAUUGUAGGGCGAGUUAGUAAUGCGUGUGAAAAUGUUUACAGCUGGCGAGCGGAUCCCAACGCGAUCCUCUGCCCUUUCGAGGUCGGCGGCGAGUGCAAGGACACCGACUGCAAAUACCUUCACACAAACAUUAUCACACAAUGACGCUACACGCACUCACACUCGUACACAAACACACUGCAAUACACACGCAAGUAAUCGUACAUACAUACAUGAAGAUUCAUUCCCCUUCCCCUAUCCCCCUUACGACGGCUAAACGGAAACUGCAGUCACGUGUAAAGUAUACCUGUAAUUCUUUCAUACCUAUCUUCUUUUAUUUACCAUUAUUAUUUUAGAUUUGCAUUAUACACUUUAUUUUUAUAUUAAAAUUAAAAAUGUACAUGAUUUGAAAAUUAAUUCAUGUUUAUAGUUUAUCCGUUAUGAAUAUUAUUUCAAUGUAGAUAUAAAAAAAAUGGUAAAUAUGGUCUUUACAACGUCACGCACUAUUUACAAACUAAAUAUCGACAUUGGCUAAAGUUUGAUAUACGUAAUAACACCCGUUCCAUUGAAGAAACGAAUUGAGAAUGGCGGCUAGUAAUUGCAUUGACAGUAUGUAAUGGUUACAACAAAAAAAUAAUAAUGAAUGUGGAAAAAAAAAUAACACUCCGUGUCGUUGUAUUGUGAUUGGUGGAAAGACUAACACGUGACUGACGUAUCAGUCUCUCGACCAAUCACAAACGUCAAAAUUAAACGACAUUGAGUUAACGAGUCGCGCUUUUUUGGGACAUUUUAAGGGGUCAGGAUAUAUAUUUUUUCAUAUAAAAACUAACUUUAAUGCUUGUCUACUGAAUAUUGAAUUGAGCUAUAUAAUAGUUAAUACAAAUUGUUCGAUACUACCAUACGAUUCCGGCCUAAAGAGAUAAAUGUGUCGGCUUUUUUGUACAUUUAUCAUAUUUGUAUAAUUUUUUGUCGUUUAUGUAAAUAUCUUUUGUAGUAAUGUUUUCUGUGUAUGUUGUGUAUAAUUAAUUGUGUCGUUGAAAUAAUAAUCCUGCAAUUUUAGUUGGUGCUGGUCCCGAAGCAGCUAUUCAUCGGCGGCAGUGGUAAGUUGCGAGUAACUUUAUAAUAGUGCAUUUGUAGUGUGCUCCAAUAAAACUAUAAUAUUUUGAAACGUCGAGACUGCAAAUGGUUCAGUGUUGUGCGUUAUAUGGAAAAUAUUUUAUUAUGAUACAUGAACGUUGUAAAAAGUUAUAAAAAAUGUAAAAAGUUUCAAAUAAACCAUUGAAAUGUAA